Molecule: messenger RNA, 1029 nt
Organism: Aspergillus candidus
Lineage: Eukaryota; Fungi; Ascomycota; Eurotiomycetes; Eurotiales; Aspergillaceae
Exons: 1
Coding region: 1-1029 (342 amino acids)
Source: RefSeq, a predicted model, not a curated record
AUGCGUUUCGUCGCCACCAGCUUCACUCUAGCUACCUUGCUCCUCUCUGUGAGCGCUCUUCCCGUCGAAGCCGACGAGAAGAAGCAGGCCGACGGAGACUCGGGCGUCGCCAGCUACCCAAGCUACGAGCCGUAUGACAAGUACACCGACUACAAGGAUUAUGGUUAUUCUCCCUACAAGACCUACAACCCUUACAAGCGGGAUGCCAAGCCAGAGGAUGGCGAAGAGAACCCCUAUGGAGAGUACGCCGACUACAAGGACUAUGGCUAUUCUCCCUACGAGACGUACAACCCGUACAAGCGGGAUGUGGAGCACCAGGAAGCGAAGCCCUACGGACAGUACGCCCCUUAUAAGACCUAUAACCACUACAAGAGGGACGCCAAGCCAGAGGAUGGCGAAGAGAACCCCUAUGGAGAGUACGCCGACUACAAGGACUAUGGCUAUUCUCCCUACGAGACGUACAACCCUUACAAGCGGGAUGUGGAGCACCAGGAGGGAGAAGCAAAGCCCUAUGGCAAGUACAAGACCUACAACCCCUACAAGCGGGAUGUGGAGCAACAGGAGGGAGAGGCAAAGCCCUAUGGCAAAUAUAAGACCUACAACCCCUACAAGCGGGACGUGAACCACCAGGCCAGGGACCAGGACGAGGGACACUACAACCCUUACGAAACCUACAACCCCUACAAAAGGGACACAGAGUCACAGGAGGGAGAAGCGAAGCCCUAUGGACAGUACGCCCCUUAUAAAACCUACAACCCCUACAAGCGGGACGCGGAGUCUCAGGAGGGAGAAGCGAAGCCCUACGGAAACUACGCCCCCUACAAGAACUACGGCUCCUACAAGCGGGACGCGGAGUCGCAGGAGGGAGAAGCGAAGCCCUACGGAAACUACGCCCCCUACAAGAACUACGGCUCCUACAAGCGCGAUGCCAAUGAGGAGAAUGCCGAAGCCGAAGCUGCCUCAUACGAUCCUUACUCCUCUUACGAGCCCUACCAGAACUACGAACAUUACCCCGAAGAGGGCGCUUAG